UUUCCUUAUGCACUCUGAGGGUCUCUGAAUCACAGAAAAGGCAGAAAAAAAGCAGCCAUAAGUGAAGCCUUGUGACCACCUAAAGCGCAGCCAAAACAGUUUAAGGUGACCAGAGAAACUCUUUUCAACAUGGCAACUGUCAGCAAUGGGGAGAAUUUGAUGGAGAGUCCAGAUGACCCAGACAUAAAGGAGGAACCGAGGGAUCCUGCCAUCGAGACAUCCGACACGCUGCUCCCACAAGAUGUGUUAUGUGACUCCUGCAUGGACGGCCCCAGCAGGGCCCUAAAAUCCUGCCUGACCUGUCUGGUGUCUUACUGUGAGGCCCAUCUCAGGCCCCAUCUGGAGAACGCUAAAUUUCAAAACCACCGUCUGGUGGAUCCCCUCCACGACAUCGACUGUCGGACUUGCGAGGUUCAUCAGCUUCCUCUCGAACGCUUCUGCCUGAUGGAUGGCUGCUGUGUGUGCUUGGAUUGUGAGAAGCAAGAGCACGAAGGGCACACGACUGCAUCUGUGGGGGAGGCACGUGCGCAGAUUGAGAUUGAGCUGCAGAAGAAACAAGAUGAGAUCGGUCGGAGUGCCUCAGCAGCUGAGAAAGCAAUUGGAAAGCUACAGAGCAACAAUGGCUUAAUUAAGUCUUCAGUACAGGAGGUUUGUGUUAUCAUUGAAGAACAAUUCGCCAAACUGCAGACAACCGUCCAGGAGGCCAGAAAGGAGGCGUUGAAGGUGCUGGAGGGAGAACAGAGACAGGCCCUGAAACAGGCGGAGGGCAUCCAGGCACAUCUGGACCAGAGGAGAACAGAGCUGAUGAAAACUUCGGCUCAGGUUAACAAACUGUCCAGGAGCAAGUCUGAUAUCGACUUCCUGCAGGAGUAUUCAGAGUGGAAGAAAGGAGUGGCAGACGUCUGUCCGCCUAGCCCGUACAUCAAUGGCAUGGAUCAUCUAACCUCUUAUAUCCAAGUAGUAACUGAUGCUACACAGGAGCUGUGUGACCUGAUCCUCUCCUCCUACAAGGAAAAAAUGAACUUGAUUUGUAAAAAAGGCAAAUCCCAGAUGCAAGAAUCUCAGCAUUCAUCCCUGCCUGAUCCUGAGACACGAGAGGACUUUGUGAGAUAUACAAGGAGUUUGACCUUUGACCCGGACACCACUCAUCAUUUCCUACGUGUAACUGACGACAACAGAAAGCUGACCAACACCAGCCCCUGGCAACACAGCUACCCAGACCACCCCAGUCGUUUUGAAUAUUGGCGUCAGGCGAUGACCUCAGACAGCCUUUACCAGGGGAGGCACUACAUCGAAGCAGAGCUGAGUGGGGAGGGUGCGCACGUCGGAGUCACGUACAGGAGCAUCGAUCGUAAGGGAGAGCAAAACACCAGCUGCAUCACUGGGAACGACUUUUCCUGGUGCAUGGGAAGGAACAGCCGGGGUUUCUUUGCCUGGCACGCUGAUGUGGAGACGCCCUUGGAUGUCGCUGAUAUCACAAGAAUUGGCUUAUAUGUGGACUUUCACAGAGGCUCUGUGUCUUUCUAUGAUGUAACUGGUCCUAUGAAGCUGCUUCAUAAGUACAAGGCUGAUUUCAUAGAGCCCUUAUAUGUGACAGCCUGGCUGUCAAAGAAAGACAAUGUUGUUUCUCUGGUUAAUGCAAAAUGACACAACAAAUGA
This is a messenger RNA of Epinephelus fuscoguttatus (brown-marbled grouper), 1659 nucleotides long. RefSeq names its product tripartite motif-containing protein 16-like. The transcript is spliced from 6 exons. NCBI's taxonomy places the organism in Eukaryota, Metazoa, Chordata, Actinopteri, Perciformes, Serranidae. Gene Ontology annotation, molecular function: protein binding; zinc ion binding. The record is from RefSeq and is a predicted model, not a curated record. Bases 130 to 1647 code for a protein of 505 amino acids.